This is a messenger RNA of Solea senegalensis (Senegalese sole), 1729 nucleotides long. RefSeq lists its product as uncharacterized. The record is from RefSeq and is a predicted model, not a curated record. NCBI's taxonomy places the organism in Eukaryota, Metazoa, Chordata, Actinopteri, Pleuronectiformes, Soleidae. The coding region runs from base 513 to 1253 and encodes 246 amino acids. The transcript has 3 exons.
CUUUUGUAAUUAAAGGAUUAAGAAUAAAGGAAUAAAAGCAUCAUGUGUCCGUCAAACAUUAAAGUCCCCAGUGUGACUAACGUGACGUGUCCUUUUGUCUCACGUGGAGAAAUGAGUGGAAAGAGAAUGCGGGUUACCGUGGCAACCGUGGUGGUAAAUGAAUGACACUCCUAAAAAAGAACGCGUGUUGACUUCAAGCAAAGAGAGUCGUUUGAUGACGCCGGCCGUUUUCUAUAGACAGACAAAACUUUUAACGUUAAAACCUAAAAUCACCCUUUCAUACAAACUUUAGGGGAGGGCCUUGCUUUACGAGGGUGGCCAUUUUGUGCCAGAUCCAGCCAGAUUAACGUGUUUUUUAAUGGUAUAAUCUGUCCGACGGUUCAGUUGACAGACUUCAGACUGGCGUGAGCAGCGACCUCUUCCAACGAUGUUUGGAUAUGAAACGCGAGAAAUAUGACGUGACGUCCAAGAUUUAAAUAAAACACAGGAAAUAAAAGAAACAGGCAGUUUAAAUGUGGAUGUCUUCCUCCUCGUGUCUCAGUGGACCUGUCUUCUCCCUGCAGGAGCCAGAGGGCGAUGUGGAGCCACAGGUUGACUCACACUCACUGAUUCAAACUCCAGUCUCAAGAGCCAAGCGUUGGAAGAGGAGCAGCAGCCGCAGCAGCCGCCUCCCUGGUAGAGAGAGAACAAACCAUUCAACAACGUCGAAAGUUGCCUACUUCAAGAGGAAAUAUGCGGAGGAGGAGGAUUUACACAGAGGCCUACGUGGAUAUUUUCAAAGACACCUGAUCCUGCAGGAGGAGCGCAGCUGCAUCCUGAAGCUGUCCCUGGAGAAGCUGAGGUUCCUGGACGACCCCGAGGCCUACCUGCGACGCUCCGUCCUCAUCAACAACCUGCUGAGGAAGAUCCACCAUGAGGAGGAGGAGCUGGGGGCUGAGGAGGAGGAAGAAGAGGAUGAGGUAGAGGAGGAGGACGAGGUAGAAGAAGAAAUGGGGGAGGAAGGAGAGAGCGGGCAAUGGAGGCUGAUGUACCCGGACAGGAAGAGAGUGAAGGUGCUGGUGACGGACUGCUGCUCUCCUGCGUUUGGUCUGGAGGAGCUGCAGCGUUACCGGCUGCUGCCGUGCUACCCUGCUGCUGCUGCUGCUGCUGCUGCUGCUGCUGCUGCCGCUGCUGCUGCUGGAUGUCUGUACAGCCUGAGCUCCUGCCCGAGGAACCACCAGGUCCUUCUCUACGACCUGGACGACAACGGCUGACUCCCACCUGCCACGCCUGUGUUCUCAGAGCUGGGAGAGAGGCAUCAUCUCCCCUCAGUUACCACCACAGACCUGCGGAGCUCGCGUUUGUUCACGCGUCAGCGGGACGACGUCGCCCCCCUCUGGUCGACCGACUGAAACGCAGCAGCGAAUGUGAGAGGCCGAGAAAAAAAAAAGGAAAAAAAAAAAGAAGAGGAGGAACCCCUGAUUGUUGUUGUGCCUCAGGAUGGACAGGGCGUCUGAUGCUGAUGUCAAACUCUGCCGCAGCAGCUUCACUGCCAUUCUAAAGGGACAGUCUUGGAUUUUUAAAGUGUGUGUGCAUGAAGUAUUUAAACAUGGCUGAUUUUUGUCACUUCACUCAAGGCUUACCUCACAGUCUAUGACAUCAUAGAUGUCUUUAUUAUAGUUUUCUGGCUAGAAACGAAAGUUUGAAAAACUGCACCAAAGCCCAUAGAGAAAAUCAGUGAUUUUAACAU